Molecule: messenger RNA, 219 nt
Organism: Lodderomyces parapsilosis
Lineage: Eukaryota; Fungi; Ascomycota; Pichiomycetes; Serinales; Debaryomycetaceae
Product: H(+)-transporting V0 sector ATPase subunit e
Exons: 2
Coding region: 1-219 (72 amino acids)
Biological process (GO): vacuolar acidification; proton transmembrane transport
Cellular component (GO): vacuolar proton-transporting V-type ATPase, V0 domain
Molecular function (GO): proton-transporting ATPase activity, rotational mechanism
Source: RefSeq, a predicted model, not a curated record
AUGAGUGGAUAUACUGUUGUCAUUGUACUAGUUGUUGUUGUUGGUCUUUCGGCGUUAGCAUGGGUAUUUGCUCCACAAGAAAAUAGGACAGUGUUUAGAUCAUCAGUGAUACUUGGUUUGGCCAUGUGUUAUCUCAUGUGGGCAAUUACGUACUUGGCCCAAUUACAUCCAUUGGAAGCACCAAGGAGGUCGGACUUGAGACCAGAACAUGUGAAAUGA